CCUUUCAAACUACACACAACUAAGAAUUAGCUUAGAAGAUCUCUGUUUUACUCUUAUUUCAUACCACCACAAAUAUAUAAUGACUCGUUUUCUUGAACGAUUUUAUGCACUUUUCCUGCUUUUCAUGCAUGCUGCAGGACCCGUCCUCGGAUUCAACAAUAGCUCUGAAAUAAAGUGCAUUGAGAGGGAGAGACAAGCACUCCUCAGCUUCAAACAUGGCCUCGUAGAUGUCCGUGGCAUGCUGUCUACAUGGAGGGAUGAUGAGAAGAGUCGAGAUUGUUGCAAAUGGAAAGGCAUUCAAUGUGACCAUCAAACAGGUCAUGUAACCAUCCUUCGUCUCCGUGGUUCGCAUACACAAUAUUUGAGAGGUGCACUCAAUAUCACUUCACUGUUUCUCUUGCAAAAUAUUCAACAUUUGGAUCUCAGCUACAAUAAUUUUAUAGAGAGUCACAUCCCACAACUCAUGGGCUCACUUACCAACUUAAGAUAUCUCAAUCUCUCCUAUUCUGAUUUUGGUGGUAAUAUUCCUACCCAACUUGGAAGCCUUUCACAUUUAUUGUCUCUGGAUUUAAGUCACAAUUAUCUUCUCCAUGGAGAUAUCCCUUAUCAACUUGGAAGCCUUACAAAUUUAAGGUAUCUUGAUCUCAGUUAUAAUAAUCUUGAUGGGAAACUCCCUCGUCAACUUGGAAAUAUGUCACAGUUGAGAUACCUUGAUCUGAGUGGUAAUUCAUUUUCAGGAGCAUUCCCUUUCCAGGUUGGGAAUCUUCCUUACUUGCAAACUCUUAGACUUGGUGGUGAUUUUGAUGGCAAACCUAAGGAUGCAGACGGGCUGUCUAAUCUCUCUUCCCUAACACAUCUUGCCAUCGAUGGUUUACAUAACCCUGACUGGUUGCAUAUGAUUCAUUAUCCAAAGCUAAGAGAGUUGAGACUAGUUAACUGUUCUCUUUCAGAUACCCAUAUUCAAUCUCUGUUUUAUUCACGUUCCAACUUUUCCAAUUCUCUUACCAUCCUUGACCUUUCUUUUAAUAUGCUCACAUCCUCAACAUUUCAAUUAUUAUCUAACUUUAGCCUUAAUCUUCAACAGCUUUAUCUUUCUGAUAAUAACAUUGUUUUCUCAUCUCCAGUCCACUCAACCUUUCCUUCUCUUGUGAUCCUUGAUCUUUCCAAUAAUAACAUGAAAUCAUCAGUCUUUCAAGGUAUUUUUAACAUCAGUUCAAAACUUCAAAAUCUUUAUUUGCAAAGUUGUAGUCUUGGGGAUGAUAGUUUUCUCAUGUCAGCUAUUCCAAUUACGAAUUCUUCGUCUUCAAUUGCCUCACUUGAUCUCUCCUCAAAUCUAUUGAAAUCAUCAUCCAUAUUUUACUGGCUCUUCAACUCCACUACCAAUCUUCGUAAACUUGAACUUAAUGACAACAUGUUGAAAGGUCCCAUUCCAGAUGGAUUUGGGAAAGUAAUGAACUCUCUUGAAGUUCUUGACCUCUCUGAUAACGAACUGCAAGGCGAGAUUCCAACUUUCUUUGGGAACAUGUGCACAUUGCAGAGUUUAGACCUCUCUGGUAACAAACUGCAAGGCGAGAUUCCAUCUUUCUUUGGGAACAUGUGCACAUUGCAGAGUUUAUACCUCUCAAACAACAAGUUGAGUGGGGAAAUUUCCCAUUUCUUUCGGAAUUCAUCAUGGUGCAACAGACACGUGUUUCAGAAUUUGUAUUUAUCUUAUAACAACAUUACAGGCACAUUACCUAUGAGCAUUGCAUUGCUAUCUGAGUUGGAGGGCUUGCUUUUGGAUGGAAAUUGCUUGGAGGGUGAUGUCACUGAAUCCCAUCUUUCAAACUUUUCCAAAUUAAGGCACUUACAUUUGUCAGACAACUCCCUAUCUCUAAAAAUAGUCCCUAACUGGGUUCCUCCUUUUCAAAUAAUAAGCUUGCGACUAAGAUCUUGCAAGUUGGGUCCUAGAUUUCCUAGUUGGCUCCAUACUCAACGCUCCAUAGAAUUUCUGGAUAUUUCUAAUAAUAGGCUUAAUUGUUCAGUACCAAAAUUGUUUUGGAACAACCUUCAAGAUGUGGGAUAUUUGAAUAUGUCUCAGAAUAAUUUCACUGGUGCAAUUCCUAAUAUGUCAAUGAAGCUUUCCAGUACACCAUUUAUAAUUCUGAAUUUGAAUCACUUUGAAGGCGAAAUUCCAUCGUUUUUACUACAAGCUUCAGAGUUGAAGCUUUCUGACAAUAAAUUUUCAGAUCUAUUUUCAUUCAGAUGUGACCAAAGCAGCUCUGAAUUGACUUUUUUAGAUUUAUCAAAUAAUCAAUUAAAGGGACAACUCUCAGACUGUUGGAAAUCUAUAGAUCGAUUGGUGUGGCUUGAUUUAAGCAACAAUAAAUUGUCAGGGAAGAUUCCUAUGUCCAUGGGCAACCUCGUUAAAUUGGAAGGCUUGGUCUUACGGAACAAUAACCUAACGGGUGAAUUACCUUCAACUUUGAAGAACUGCAACAAUUUAAUUGCAUUGGAUGUGGGUGAAAAUAUGUUGCUUGGUCCAAUACCAUCAUGGAUCGGAGAAAGUAUGCAGAAAUUAAAAAUUUUGAACAUGCGAAAGAAUCAAUUUUCUGGAAAUCUUCCUAGUCAACUCUGUUAUUUGAAGGAUAUUCGAUGCUUGGAUCUUUCGAGGAAUAUGUUAUCAAAAGGAAUUCCAUCAUGCUUAAACAAUUUGACUGCAAUAACUGAAAACAUAGACGUCUCGAAUGAAAGUUUUACAUAUGGGAUUUAUAUGAAUGGUAUAACUUAUGCAAUUCUUGGUUCCCGCGACUAUACCCUUAACAUAAGCCUAAUGUGGAAAGGUGUGGAACACUGGUUCAAGAAUCAAGAGUUAAAGCUUAUGAGCAUUGAUCUUUCAAGUAAUAAGUUGACAGGUGAUAUACCAAAGGAGGUUGCAUAUUUACUUGGGUUAGUUACUUUGAAUUUAUCAAGAAAUAAUCUGAGUGGAGAAAUUCCUUCAGAGAUAGGAAAUUUAAGAUCAUUGGAGUCCCUUGACUUAUCAAGAAAUCAUAUCAGUGGGGGAAUUCCUUUCUCACUUUCUCAAAUUGAUUCUCUUGGCAAGUUAGAUUUGUCACACAACUCUCUCUCUGGAAGAAUACCAUCAGGAAGACACUUAGAAACUUUUGAUGUCUCUAGUUUUGAAGGGAAUGUUGGCCUUUGUGGUGAACAACUUAACAGAACUUGUCCUGAAGAUGGAAAUCAGACAACGAUAAAGGCUCAAGAAGAUGGAACAGUCAAUGAUGAUGAAGAUAAUGGUUUCUAUGAAGCACUGUGUAUGAGCAUGGGGAUUGGAUAUUUCACUGGAUUUUGGGGCUUAUUAGGGCCAAUGCUACUUUGGCAUUCUUGGAGAAAUACUUAUCUGAGGUUCCUAAACAGAUUGACAGAUGGUAUAUAUCGAUAAUAUGCAUGCCAAGUAUUGUUGGUGCUUUGAUUGCAAGAAAAAGGUAUGUUAGUUAUAUAUAUAUAUAUAAAAUGGAAUACAUAUUUUGAAUAGAAAGCUCUAAUGAAAUGUAUACCAAUUGUUAGGAGUAGUUUGUUUUAUGUACAAUGAUACUUUGACAACAUUUUUUUGACAACAUUUUAACACUGUCUACGUGUCAUUCUGUGAUUGGUCUAAAAUUAUUCCACAAUCAAUAAUAAUAAUCAUAAACAAUAAUAUAGACCAAUCAUAGAAUGACACAUAGACAGUGUUAAAAUGUUGUCAAAAAAAUGUUGUCAAAAAAAUGUUGGUCCAAAAUGUUGUUUUAUUUGAUCCUA
This is a messenger RNA of Vigna angularis (adzuki bean), 3777 nucleotides long. Its product is annotated as receptor-like protein EIX1. Lineage: Eukaryota; Viridiplantae; Streptophyta; Magnoliopsida; Fabales; Fabaceae. Bases 80 to 3421 code for a protein of 1113 amino acids. Gene Ontology annotation, molecular function: protein binding. The transcript has a single exon. The record is from RefSeq and is a predicted model, not a curated record.